Molecule: messenger RNA, 945 nt
Organism: Aspergillus terreus NIH2624
Lineage: Eukaryota; Fungi; Ascomycota; Eurotiomycetes; Eurotiales; Aspergillaceae
Product: fumarylacetoacetate hydrolase family protein
Exons: 3
Coding region: 1-945 (314 amino acids)
Molecular function (GO): catalytic activity
Source: RefSeq, a predicted model, not a curated record
AUGAGCUUGCCCUGGAAACGGUUGAUUCGCUUUGUAGCCACGGACGGUCGCAUCCUGCGCGGCGAGCCCAUUGUCUCGAACGAUGUCGACUUGGGCUUCGUCACCGAGUCCGAUCAGAUCCAGGCGCGGGUGAUCUCCGGAGACGAUAUCUACGACACCACGGGCAAGACUCGAGUGACAGACGAGGUGGUCACGGUGAAGACGCUCCUGGGUCCCGCUGGCGCGGGAGGAGGUUCCUAUUCUGCGCUGCGUGGGGUUAAAUUACGCGAAGCACAUCCGCGAAGCAGGGCGUACGCCUCCUCCGUUCCCUUUCAUCUUCUUCAAGCCGAAUACGACGGUCCACGACCACGGCGCCCCGGUGGAGAUCCCCAAGAUCGCGCAGAUGACCAGGCGGACUACGAGGGAGAACUGGUAAGAGAGUCUCCAUCAGCUGUCGAUGGUAGUCGUAUUAACAGUUUGCCACGGCAGUGUCUCGUGAUUGGAAAAGACGCCAAAAACGUCCCCGUCGAGAAGGCCCUCGAAUAUGUCGCGGCGUACACCGUUGGCAACGAUAUUUCCUCCCGCAAACUGCAGAGAGACCCAGCCUUUGCCGGUCGCGUGCCGCAAUGGGGGUUCUCUAAGGGAUUUGAUACCUAUGCGCCCCUGGGACCUUGUCUCGUUGCGGGCUCGGAGAUUCCCGAUCCCACCCAGUUGCAUCUGCGGACCACGGUCGAUGGGGAAGUCAGACAGGACGAGAGUGUGUCGGACUUGCUGUUUGACUGCAAGUAUCUGAUCUCCUAUCUAUCGCAGGGGACGACUCUGCAGAAGGGGAGUGUGAUCAUGACGGGGACUCCAGGAGGGGUGGGAGCUGGGUUGACGCCGCCCAAGUACCUUGUCCCGGGUACGCAGAUGGAUGUCCAUAUCACGAAGAUUGGGACGCUGAGGAACAAUGUUGUGUUUGCUUGA